AUGUCCGAUCCGGCGACCUUGGCCGUCAAGGAAAGAGUUACGCUGAUUCCUGAUGAUGAGUUGAUGGACCGGGCGGCCCCCCGCAGCGGAAAGGUGGCCGCCACAUUGACGGACGGGCGCACGGUAGAGCACUUUACUCCCCAUGCCUACGGCACCAAGGAAAACCCGAUGUCAACGGAGGAUGUCAACUCCAAGACCCGCUUGUUAUUGACGCCGGUCCUGGGUAGAUCGAAGACAGAAGCGAUUAUUGAUCGAGUGAACAGCCUGGAGCAAGUUGCCGACGUUCGAGAAUUAAUACCCUUGUUGACCGUGUCUGCCGAAGAAAUGGCAAACGUUACUUCUGCCCAUUAG
Molecule: messenger RNA, 351 nt
Organism: Geodia barretti
Lineage: Eukaryota; Metazoa; Porifera; Demospongiae; Tetractinellida; Geodiidae
Source: the annotation of a GenBank genome assembly